GCCGCCGUGCAGUGCGAGAGUCGGGAACGCGCAACUGCAGCAGAUCGCCAGUCUGUCGCGCGCGCAGAGGGGCGGGCGGGGGAGCGCGCGCGAGUGCUCUUCAUCACUGCUCAUCCAGAAAUUCACCAGGAGGACCGGGACCGGAGAUCGGUUUGGAGGAACCCAGAACCCAACUGGAUCGCUUCGGAGAGCCUCCAGAACCGGAGAACCGCAGGCGAGGCUCGGAAAACCCACCGCACCCAAACGCACCGGGCCAGGUGAGCGAGGAGGAACCAGCGAUCCGCAGAGAUUCGGGUCCGGAUCUGAGCCCGGAGCCGCAGAGGCGCAGCGCGGAUUUUUGGCUUUUUAUUAUUAGCGGUAUUUAUUUUUUACUCGCCUCGGAACCGCAGCGGUUCUGUAGAGGCGGCGACUGAAGCCGGAGAGCAGCUGGGGGAGGAGCGGCUGUCGGUGCGCGGAGCUCCGGGGACCGAGUGGAUCAUCCAUGGGUUAGACCCGGACUGGUGGUCCACAGCAGCCUGCAGAACCCAGGAGGGUCCAAUCUUACCUGCACGCACCUGCGCUCCUGACCCGACCUGCAGGGGCCGAAUGAUGUAGGCGCCGCUGCCCCAGCAGCAGCUACCGAAUCCCGAGUCUCAGCAACCCACCCAGGUCUCUGGACCCCAGGUCUCAGCCCCCCAGGUCCCCGGUCCAGAGAAGAACCAUGCCGGCGGGGAUGAAACCGCUGGAGAAGUUCCUGAAGAAGCAGACCACCGCGCUGACGCGGGCCGGGGGUUUCGGCGGGGUGGGGGACAAGGCCAGCGGUGGCACCGGGGCGUCCCGCAGGAGGGCCAGCCUGUCCCGGGUCGUCCCGUUCUUCAGGGAGACCUCACCUGAAAGCGGCCACGCGCGGGAGGUGUUCAGCCCUGACAGCGAGGACCCCCCGUCCUGGCCCUCCGCUGCAGGAACCGGGCUGGCCUCAGUUCCGUGCAGCGCCAACGGCUCCUGCUCCGGUUCUGGUUCUGGAUCCGGAUCUGGAUCGGGUUCCGGUUCUGGAGGAGGAGACGUCCGCAGUCCGUCUCUGUCCAGCGACGAGCAGAGCUCCGAGGCGAGCCUGAUCACAGAGAGCAGCGGAGGAGGAGGAGGUUCUGGAUCCGGUCCAGGAGGAGGAGGAGGGACGCCUCUUCAUCCCGACACUCCAGAUAACCUGACGUUAGCAGUUCUGGACGGGGUGGCGGGAAAACGGUUCCGACACUGUUCAGAAACCCUGCUGGAUGACUUCAUGUUGACACAUCCCAUCUUCCUGACGGCCGACAGGCUCCAGCAAGUCCUGCUGCAGCAAUUCUCCCUGGAGGCCGAGGGGGGCGGCGGCGAGCGGCGGCGGGACGGCGAGGCCGAGGCGGCCAUGAGCGCCGCCGAGAGGAAGCAGGCGGUGCUGAACAUGGCCUUCCGCUACCUGGACACCUACAGAGAGCUGCUGCAGGAGGAGGGAGAGCGCAGCAACAGCUUCCCCAAGGAGCUGUACUUGUGUGCGGUUCAGGAGCUGACCCGGUAUCCUGAGCUGGUGGAGGACGUCCUGAAGCUGCAGCGAUGGUCUGAGAUCCUGCACUGCCCCUCCGACGAGGAGAAAGAGAGCAGGAAGAAGCAGGUCCGUCCGCUGUUCAGACACUUCAGACGUAUCGACGCCUGCCUGCAGCCUCGUGAGGCCUUCAGAGGCUCAGACGAAAUCUUCUGCAGGGUCUACACCCCGGAUCACUCCUACGUCACCAUCCGGAGCCGCCUGUCCUGCCGGGUCGGAGAGAUUCUGGCGCUGGUCAAAGAGAAGCUCCAGUACAGCGAGGACCAGCCAGUCCAGCCUGGGAACCUCAUACUGGUGGCCGUCACCUCGGCUGGAGAAAAAGCCGUGUUUCGCCCCAGCGACGAGGCCGUCUUCACCACGCUGGGCGUCAACACCCACCUGUUCGCCUGUGAACCCUCUGAGCUCGACUCUCUGCUUCCUCUUCCUGAGGAGAUCCACUGGACGCCCGGCGACAGCAAACUUCACGACAUGUCGGCGGAGGAAGUGGCCAAUCAGCUGGUGGUGUUCGACUGGGAACUUUUCAGCUGCGUUCAUGAGGUAGAGUUCAUCUGUUACGUAUUUCACGGUGAGCAGUCGCGCUGGCGCCCCCUCAACCUGGAGCUGGUACUGCAGCGCUGCAGCGAGGUGCAGCACUGGGUCGCCACAGAGAUCCUGCAAUGCCAAUCGCUGCCGAAGAGGAUCCAGCUGCUGCGCAAGUUCAUCAAGAUCGCAGCGCUCUGUAAACAGCAGCAGGACCUGCUGUCCUUCCUGGCGGUGGUUCUGGGUCUGGACAACCCGAACGUCAGCAGACUGCGGCUCACCUGGGAGGGUCUUCCAGGAAAGUUCAGGAAGCAGUUCCAGCAGUUCGAAAGCAUCGCUGACCCGUCCAGGAACCACAAGUCCUACAGAGACCUGAUCACCAGCCUGAGACCCCCGCUGAUCCCGUUCACCCCGUUGCUGCUGAAAGAUUUGACGUUUCUUCACGAAAGUUGCAAAACGUUCCACGGAGAACUUGUCAACUUUGAGAAGAUGCAUAAAGUGGCUGAAAUGGUGAGAACCAUCAGACGGUACCGCAGCUCCCAGCUGGCCAUAGAUACAGAGACGUCCCCCUCCCACCUGCAGACGAAGGCCUACGUCCGUCAGCUGCAGGUGAUCGACAACCAGAACCUGCUGUUCGACAUGUCCUGCAAGCUGGAGCCCAAAGACACGUAGAGGGACGAAGGAGCGGCUAGGAAGAGGAGGAGGUUCACGACCCGGACGUUAGAUUUACACCUGCUCCUCUUCAUCAUAUAAUAUAAAACAUUCUGCCACACCUCCAAACCUGGAGACCCAGAACUCUGGUUUCAUUCGUCUGUUUCUGGUCGUCUCUGCAGGAUUCUGUAGAACCAGAACCGACCCGAAACCUAAGCAUUGGUUUCUAACACACAGCUGGAACACAAGUGGAGUUAUGGCUCCUCCACAAUCCAGUUUACCUAGUGGAAUCACAUAUUUAUUCAUAUUUACCUCAAAUUCUGCGUAUUUUCAGCUGCAGUAGCAGAAAAUCAGUGACGCUUCUGAGGGGGGCUCAGUGGGGCAAUGGACCCCUUCUGGAAAAUGGUUGCCACCCUGACGCACUCCCAGAGAAUCAUCUUUAUGUUAUAAAAAGGCAUAAAAUGGCUUU
Molecule: messenger RNA, 3194 nt
Organism: Poeciliopsis prolifica (blackstripe livebearer)
Lineage: Eukaryota; Metazoa; Chordata; Actinopteri; Cyprinodontiformes; Poeciliidae
Gene: rapgefl1
Product: Rap guanine nucleotide exchange factor (GEF)-like 1
Exons: 16
Coding region: 701-2746 (681 amino acids)
Biological process (GO): Ras protein signal transduction; positive regulation of GTPase activity
Cellular component (GO): plasma membrane
Molecular function (GO): guanyl-nucleotide exchange factor activity
Source: RefSeq, a predicted model, not a curated record